AUGGUAACAAUGGAGUCCCGCAUGGGAUCCCUCCCGCAGCCGUACACGUCACUACCCGCCUCGCCGACGUUGACGAAUCCCGAUAUGAUUCUGCCAGAUUACCCUGACUACGAUCGUUCGGCAUCGCCUAAUCUUGAUGGGGACAGGCACUCCCAGCUGAUGUGGAAGAACUCGCACAAUUCUUCCAACUCCGAUCUUCAGCAGCUCUUUUCUGGCGUCCACGCUUUUACCAACGCACCCACUACUCCCACUACUCCCAUCAUCUAUGGAAAUGGCACAAUGCUCUCGGAUAUUGGCGAGGUCACAGAGGUUGAAAGCACUCCAGGCAAACCGUCUCCCAACUCGAUUCGACGUAGAGGUGGUGGCGCAAUGGUCGCCUCGCCGUCGUCCUCUCGGUCGGCGUCGCCCUCCCCAUUGCCUCAGCACAUCCGUCGCCAAUUCGAUAGAGAGGGUUCUACCGAAACACCCCGCGCAUCUUCGCCGACUGCCGGUUUCGACGACGCGGGCGACAGCAGCACAGGCACGGUCCACAAUGUGGGCGGCGGCGUUGGUGGCGUCAAGCAACGUGCCAGACUGCAACAGCAGAAACUACAACAGCAGCAGCAAUCGACCCAGGAUUGCAUCCGUCGCGACUCCAUAGAUAGCAACAGCACAAUCACCACACAAGACCAGGCUGGGCUGUUUGCUGAUUUCGACGAUGCCAUCAGCGUCGAUGACAGCGUCUUCCAGGGCGAUGAUGAAGAGAGUGUGGCGGAAUUCUAUACCGACGAGUCAUUCUCGCCCCGGGAAGUGCAUGGCGUUGCCAGCAUUACUCCGUCGUCGCUGCUUGCAGUUCCCAGCCAAAGCAGUGGUCCAGGCAGCACCCGCACGAGCGAUGAAGACGACCGUCGCCACUCCACCGCAUCACUCAGUCGGCGUGCCGAAGAGAUCCUUGCCAAUGCGAAGCGGCGACUGACGACUAUGGAAGACAAUCUGACUCGCGCUCGGAGCACCUUGCACGCCACGGCGCCUUCUUUGGGCUCAGUUCCGUCUGAUGGUUCUACACCCUCCCCGAGAACCCCAGAGCGUUCCGCUACCGCCUUUGCCGAUAACCGCCCAUACGAUGCCACCUACAUAUCCAGACAUGCCCGCUUGGGCAGUGAAGGAUACACACCAUUUGACAAUAGCAAUGCACAAAACGCCCUUAUUCAAAAAAGAUCUGCGAGCGCUCUCGGUGCUGCCGGUGGGUACCGCCCACCCAGGUCCGGUGCCGCUCAAAGUAUCGCGCAGCUGCGAGACAGCCUCGACAACGACUACGCCCGGGAAGGCUACGUCAAGGCGAAGGAAACGCCAUUAGAACCGCUUGGUGAAUAUGAGGAUAUCGAGGAUGCCGGCAACCAGCCCCAACAGAGCCGAAAUAGCGCGCAGCUCGAAUCGUUCCUCAGCCCCACGUUUGGCACGUUUAAUGGCAGCGGCAGCAAAGGGUUGACGCGGUCUUCGUCCGUCACGCAGAUGCGUGACCUCAAGCACCAGAUGAAAGACCUUAGGGGUAAAAUUUCAUCACUGCGUGAGCAAGCACGAGUCGAUAGCAUGAAGCGGAGGAGCUUACAGAGCUUACGGAACCCUAGUCCGUUUACAUAUGCUCGAAUAGAUCAAUGGUAUGCGGAUGCACAACCGAAUCAGGAAUCCGUCUCAGAAGAGAAUGGCAGUUCCGAGCAUCCUACCCGGGAUGGUUAUGUGUCCAAUGGGAACGAAGAUGGUGGAAUGUACCGAGACACUGUCACGCCAACCGCCCAAAUAUAUGGUGAUACGGCUGUGGCUGAGACAACUACCAGCCACUCGGGCAGCGCAAGAAGCAAUAAAGACACGGGCGAUGAGAUAGUCGCCGGUGCAUACAGUGAUGCAGACGACCACACGACGAAGCUCAGCCGCCCGCACACCCCAAAACACCACGCCACGAAUUUGCCCCAGAUGGAAGACACUACUGGGGACUCUCUGGAGAGCGACGCUUUUGUUGACGCUCACGACGCUGAUGACAUGCGAACCGAGGAUGGUUGGGACGAAGACGACGUGGCAACACCUACGGCUAAAACUGACGAAAACAGCCGUCUCCGAGGACGGCGAACGCCGGACGACGAUGAGGUAUCAGUAGCAGAAUCCCAGGAUGUCGGGUACGAGAGUGAAGGCGGCGAAUCGCUGUACCAUGACACAGUCCAGCACCAAAUCUCGCACGAGGACCGGGAGGAUGCUUUUGACUACGAGCACUUCAUCCUGCACAGCGCCCUCGGCACCAUCAGCCAGCAAAGGCUGAAUCGUAGCUCGCGCGGCAAUAGCUUUAGCUCGGAAGACUCGGUCGAAACCACACGCGGCCCAGUCGUCGCGACUACGGAUAAUUUUUAUUCGAAUCUCAACCGACGAGGCAGCAUGAGCUCAUUCGAGUCGUUCGCCACGGCUACUGAAGGGCGAUCGAGCCGUGCGAAGCAGGAGCUCUACGACGAUGAAACUGAAGAGUCUUCUGAUGCCGAGUCUCAGUAUUACGAAGGAGAAGGAGGAAGGGAAGGGAAAUGGGCUGUGCUGACGGCAAAGCCUUCGAUCUCAGACUUUCCUGUUGUUCCUUCUUCCACCGCAGCGGCCGCCGCAUUCAGGGUCCCUGUUAUUGCCGAGAGGAAAAGUGCGGAAGAGCCGCGACAGAUGCAGCGGCCUGUCGUGCCGUCGCAGCCUGCCACGGGGCAGCGGCCGUCCAGCAGUGCGGCUAAAGCUGGACACCGGCCGUCGGUGUCAUCGUUUGAGUCGACGGGAACGACGCGCAGCUUUCCACUAGUGGGCCAGGGGCGACUGAUUGGCAGCAGCGGAAGCAGUGGCAGCAAUGGCAGCAAUGGCAGCAAUAGCAGAUCGGCCUCGGCAGCUGGCGAUGUCCGGGGUGCGACCCCGUCAAGUCGCACAUCGUCAGACAACGAAGAGCUCAAGAGUCUAUCCAGAACGAUUCUCAACGAAACGGCAAGCAUUUACGAGCAGGCAACGCUGGUAAUGCCUCGCCACAGGCGACCGAGGAGUCUUGACAGUCAAACGAGUGAGUCGAACACGGAGCUGCGGGACCGCGCGAGCAACAACAACAGCAGAAGUGGCGCUGUGAGUCAGAUGGACCAAUCUGAAGCGCUAAACGCGCUGGACAAGGAGGACCAGUACAUGGUACAGCGGCUGGUGGGUAGCUUGGGCCAGUGUGUCCUGGGGCUGACCGAACACGGCCGCGCCAGCGUGGAAAGCCGGAUAUGUCGACGCCGAAUUGAAGCGGCACGUCGCAUUCUUGAGGGACUAGACCCCGUGUAG
This is a messenger RNA of Grosmannia clavigera kw1407, 3306 nucleotides long. RefSeq lists its product as uncharacterized. The transcript has 2 exons. Bases 1 to 3306 code for a protein of 1101 amino acids. NCBI's taxonomy places the organism in Eukaryota, Fungi, Ascomycota, Sordariomycetes, Ophiostomatales, Ophiostomataceae. The record is from RefSeq and is a predicted model, not a curated record.